AACCAAAUUCCCUUCAACUUUCUCCCUUCUUCAUUUCUCAUUGUUUCUGCUUCUGCUCUGUUUUUUUUUGGGCUACUUCUGACACUUGGGAAAACAAAAUUCAAACUUCUCUCUCUCUCUCUCUCUCUACUCUCUCUCUCUCUCUCUCUAGAAGUGGAGUGGAGUAAAAUGUAUGCAGAAAGUGGGUUACCGUCACCAUACUUGGCAAACUUAUCUCACCAAGUUCAACACUUUGACGAGUCUUCCUUCUCACUAAUGCCCAUCGCUUCAUUGGCAUCCGCUAAUCUUGGCGGAGAACCAUUAGCUGGCGUUGAUCCAAUGACCGGUGCAAUUUCCAUGCUUGCGUGCGGAGAUGAUGUCAUCACCCCACAAUCUUUAACCAUUUCAGAUAUUGAAUCGUCUAUUAGGAGCGGACACCUCCUUAGUGAGGUUUUCUACGAGUGCAGGAAAGAUCUUUUAGCCAAGGAAGGGAACGAAACCGCACUCUCUGAUGUCUUCAGUAUCGAACUCCCUACUGACAAAUCGAACGACGAAAACAUCACCGUUGACGAGAAUAUUCUUGCAUCCGCCGUUGGAAUAUUCCAGAAAAGUAUUAGCUUGACUUAUUCAAGGUCAAUGGAUCAAUUUGUUCACGAAACUACUAGUAUUACUACUACUACACAAGGGCCAACGUUUCAAGAUUUCCCUUCUUUGGAGUUCGGAGCUGCUUACGGGAUGCGACGAGCAUUCAGUGAAGGAGAUAUAAAGGGAAUCUGCGCUUCUGAAGAUCGCAUGGAAAAGCUAUCGAGAUACUGGAUUAAGAAGUCCAAGCGAAAUUUCGGCAAAAAACUCAAGUAUGCUUGCAGGAAGACUCUUGCCGACAGCCAACCUAGGGUACGUGGAAGGUUCGCCAAGACCGAAGAAAUUGAAUGUCCCAAGAAGGGAUGAUAUCAUUGUCUCGUUUAUGUGUUCUUAACUACUUACGAAGCAAGUGUAAUAAUCCAUUUUGUAGAUCAAAUGUUCGACUAGAUUUUGUAUAUAUAUGUGUAUGUAUAGUCUAUUAGUCUUUGUUUCAUAGCAAACCAAAUACCGAAAGAUGAGGAUGCCAUCCAUUGCGGUUGAAAUCUGUUAAAGGAUGCCGUUAGUAUGUAACCGACCUAAUCAGCUGGCAAGAGAUGAUCGGUGGAAGUGAAUAGAGGCAGCUGCAGCUGCGGAGCUCAUUCCAAAAGAUUCUGUGAAGCUAGUAUACAUAUAUAUAUAUAUAGAAUCUUGUUAGCAUUCGAAGUGAGUCGGUUAGAUAACACGUUGUAUUCGUAGAUCAAGAGAGAGACGAGACGAGAGGGAAAAAAAGAGGAAAUAUGGAGAAAAUUGUAUUAAGGUUUUCAGAGGCAGAUUUACGUUCGUGUACAAUCUUGAAUCUCUGUAAUCGUUCGAUGUUGUAAUGAAUUUUUCCCUCUCUCCACGUGGAUGUAGAUCACUCUGAUCGAACCAUGUUAAAUCUAACCAUGUUAAACA
Messenger RNA from Erythranthe guttata (spotted monkey flower), 1494 nucleotides. RefSeq lists its product as uncharacterized. NCBI's taxonomy places the organism in Eukaryota, Viridiplantae, Streptophyta, Magnoliopsida, Lamiales, Phrymaceae. The record is from RefSeq and is a predicted model, not a curated record. Gene Ontology annotation, biological process: regulation of flower development. Gene Ontology annotation, cellular component: nucleus. Gene Ontology annotation, molecular function: DNA-binding transcription factor activity; protein binding.